Molecule: messenger RNA, 2292 nt
Organism: Talaromyces atroroseus
Lineage: Eukaryota; Fungi; Ascomycota; Eurotiomycetes; Eurotiales; Trichocomaceae
Exons: 4
Coding region: 1-2292 (763 amino acids)
Biological process (GO): phosphatidylethanolamine biosynthetic process; phosphatidylcholine biosynthetic process
Cellular component (GO): cytoplasm
Molecular function (GO): ethanolamine kinase activity; choline kinase activity
Source: RefSeq, a predicted model, not a curated record
AUGCCUGCCUCGACUAGUGAGGCAACUGGUUGCGAGCAUGAUGGGAUUGCUGAUAAUCCAUCGCCUGAGGCUCGCACCAAUGAGAACUCCCUCAUGUCUCUGAGUGUCUCUUCAUUGGAAGCCGGAGAUAAUGGCGUCGUAGGCAAAGAAGGCAUGUCGACAAAGCAAUACAGAGCCCCUAUUGCCAGAAGAAUAACGGCAAGAUCGCCGAAUUUGCAGCCUUCCCCUGUCUACUCUCUUCGCAGUCAAGUAUCUAGUCUGCGCUUAGAUUAUCAAGAGGACGAGGAGGAUAAAGAUUUAACGACUACUAGCAAGCCAUCUGAACAUGCAUUGUUCAGUCAAGUUCUGAAUUGGCUUCACCAAGAGCAAAGUAAGCACAGAAAUGGCGGCGAUGGAAUUCUCACUACGGGUGUUAAUGGGCGACUUCAUGUAGAAGAGAAACGGCAUUCUCUCGGCUCUGAGAAGGGACUUGCGCUGGACCAGUUGGAAACCAUCCUUGAGCAUUAUGCGGCAUCAGCAAGGGAACAGGCAAACCCUGUUCAGCGCAGACGGUCCAAAAAGCAUCGCCACCCGCGGUUGAAGGGGCUAAGGAGAGGCUCGGGCUCGGAUUCGGAUUACUUUGAUGAUGCCGUCGUGCCCAGUGUCGAUGCUGUCCUCGACAAUACCAAAACCCUGGGUUACACUGGUGGCAGUUCCACAGACCAUCUUACUCUUUCCGCUGACUCGCAAAGUCGAAACGUGAAAGAGAGUCCACACUGGCUAACCUUCAAAUCGGAAAUUCUACGCUUGACCCAUACGCUUCGACUGAAGGGAUGGCGCAAAGUUGCCGUGGAAGACUGUGCUGACAUUGAAGUAACUCGCCUCAGCGGUGCUCUUACUAAUGCUGUCUAUGUCGUGAAACCACCGCGUCCAUCGCCUCCCACACCGAAUGCUGAUAGGACUGCAAUAAGGGCCCCAAGGAGGCCUCCUCCCAAACUGCUUCUCCGUAUCUACGGCCCACAAGUAGAGCAUCUCAUCGAUCGAGAAGCAGAACUUCAAGUUCUUCGCCGACUAGGGCGAAAGCACAUCGGACCCCGAGUUCUUGGUACAUUCACAAACGGGCGAUUUGAAGAGUUUUUCAACGCCCAGCCGUUGACUCCCCAAGAGCUGAGAAAUCCCGAGACUUCGCGACAUAUAGCUAAACGUAUGAGGGAGCUUCAUGAUGGCAUCGAACUGCUCGAGGAGGAGCGACAGGGGGGACCGACCGUGUUCCGUAAUUGGGACAAUUGGGUAGAUCGCUGUGAGCAAGUCAUAUCUUGGCUUGACAAGGAAAUUCUCUUGGAUCGGAAGGAUUGCUCAGAACCCUGGCGUCAACGGGGGUUGGUUUGCGGCGUGCCGUGGGCAACAUUUCGAAAAGCCGUGGAGAAUUACCGAAUUUGGCUGAUUGAUCAUCUGGGAGGCAUCAAGGAGGUUAAGCAACAGCUCGUCUUUGCGCACAAUGAUACCCAAUAUGGCAAUCUCCUCCGUCUUGAACCCGAGGAAGAAUCCCCUUUACUAUUACCAGCCAAUUCCCACAAACAACUAGUGGUGAUUGACUUUGAAUAUUCGUCUGCAAACAUGCCCGGACUUGAAUUCGCAAACCACUUUACUGAAUGGUGCUACAACUACCACGACCCCGAGCGACCGUGGGCAUGCAACACCCGCGCUUAUCCAACACCUGAAGAACAGUACCGUUUCAUCUCAGCAUACGUGUAUCACGGCCGAUCGCAUUCCUCACAAAACGCCAGCGGCGGGGGUAUAGCCACUUCACCACUCACCACGCCAGACAUAGCGCCAUCUUCCAUCCCGACUCCGCGUUUAGCGCCCUUUUCGCUCGAUGCGCCAAUGUUGAGUCUGUCCUCGCAAUUAAACACGCCAGACACUCCAGACAGAAUUGUAUAUGAAGAAGUUUACGAGGCGGAGAUCCAGCAUCAUUUACGGCAAGCGCGGUUAUGGCGCGUAGCUAAUUCUGCGCAGUGGGUUGCAUGGGGUAUCGUGCAGGCGAAAGUGCCAGCCAUGGAAGAAGAAGAAAAAGAGGAAAAGAAACAGAGCGCAGAAGAGAAUGCCACCGCUGUAGGAAAUCACGAUAACGAUAAACACGAAACCAGUUUGGUGGAAGAAACUGACCCCGAAAGCGAGUUUGACUAUCUGGCCUAUGCGCAAGACCGUGCGCUGUUCUUCUGGGCCGAUGUACUUGCUAUGGGGCUUGUACGUGAGAGUGAGCUGCCGAGCGAACUGUUGAAGGUGGUCAAGAAGCGGAUAUUGAAUUAUUGA